AUGGGGAAGCACAAGACCGAUUCAAUCAACUACCGCAAGCCGUGGUCGCCCGAAGAGGACCUGCGGCUGAGUCAGCUGGUGGUCAUCGAGGGAACGCAGAGGUGGUCAAAGAUAGCACUCGAGAUGCCUAGCCGCAAUGGCAAGCAAUGCCGCGAGCGCUGGCUCAACCAGGCGCAACCAGCUGUGUCGUUUGACGGCCAUCGAAAACCGACCGCCGUCCUCUCCUGCAGGUGGGCGGAGAUUGCAAAGCUGCUGCCCGGCCGGACCGACAACUCUGUCAAGAACCACUGGCAUUCAGCCCUCCACCUAAGCUUUCGCCUCAGAAAUGGCUGGGAACUGGCACAGAUUAAAGAGUUUGUGCUGCGCGAGGACCCAGAGUCGCCGCUCGCAAAGUUGCUACUCGACGGCGCGAUUCCAAACGACAAGCGCCCCAUGAAGACCACCGCGGUGCUCUCGGCGCUCGUCCAGCUCCUCCGCGCUCACUCACGCGAAGCCAUGCAACUCGCAAUCCUUCAACUCCACCUCUCCACUGGCUCGACGGGUGACGCCGUGUCCGACUCAAUGCGCCCGGUGGCUCCGACGCCCGAGUUGGACCUCUCUCUUCCCACGCACUUGACGAGCGGCCAGAGCACGCCUAGCGCGAGUGUCGAUUUCGAGGCGGCGCUCGACGCGAUGAAGGGGAUGAAGGGAGACGGCAAGCCGCAAACAUGA
Messenger RNA from Emiliania huxleyi CCMP1516, 711 nucleotides. RefSeq lists its product as hypothetical. Gene Ontology annotation, cellular component: nucleus. The record is from RefSeq and is a predicted model, not a curated record. The transcript is spliced from 3 exons. Gene Ontology annotation, molecular function: RNA polymerase II cis-regulatory region sequence-specific DNA binding; DNA-binding transcription factor activity, RNA polymerase II-specific. Gene Ontology annotation, biological process: regulation of DNA-templated transcription. NCBI's taxonomy places the organism in Eukaryota, Haptophyta, Isochrysidales, Noelaerhabdaceae. The coding region runs from base 1 to 711 and encodes 236 amino acids.